GUGGGAGUAUUGUAAGAGAUGGGAUGGUAUGAAAGUAAAUGAAUAGAGAAGAUACAAGCUUGAGUAUAUUCUUAAAGUUUAUCAGUGUUUUGUAAAUAGAGAUUAUUUCGAUUUAUUUUAAAUCAUCAAUCAGUAUCGCGUGUGCAAAAUUCUUUGAAUAAAGUGUGUGUUUAUUUUGAAUAAAAACUAAGUUAAUAAAAACAAAAAGCAAUGUAUUCGUUAAAAAAUAAUGCAAUUUCAACGUUAAUUUUACUCAAAUUGAAUUUAUUAAUUACUAUAGUAUUAGUAAAAUCUUACAAAAUACCAGAACCGUUGUUUGAAGUACUUAAACCACAAGGAUUACGUAUUUCUAUACCAGAUGAACCGGGAUUGCAGUAUUUUACGUUUCAUGGAAAUGUAAAUAAUCCAAUAUUAUCGGAGGAAGUUGGAGAAUUAACAGAUGAUAUUUUUCGAGCUAAAAAUGGACGAUGGACGUUAGAAAAAAAAGAUCUUAUCAUACAAAAUGGAGAUGUUAUUAAUUAUUGGAUAUACGUGCAAUUUAAUGGCGCUUCAUUUAAAAAACAAAAUCAAAGUUAUACGAUUAGAGCAUCGGACAGUUCAAAACAAACUACAAUUGUAUCGCCUGUUACACCUACAAUUGCAUCUCCCGUUAAAUCAACAAUUAGUCCACAUCCUGAAAAAGGCCAAUUGAUAUUAAACGAAGAUUUUAAUUACUUAAAUGAAUCGCUUUGGUCUCGCGAUGUAAAAAUACCGUUAGAACCUGAUUACGAAUUUUGUAUUUAUCACAAUGACAAUCAUCCGUAUCUCGUUCAAAUCAUUGAUGGGGUUCUUCGUAUUCAACCAGUUAUUUUAGAAGAUUUGUAUGGAGUAAAUAUAACUAUUUAUGGAAAAUUAAAUCUUGCUGGUUGCACCAGCAAUAUCCCUCAGGAAUGUUCACAAAACGCUGAAGCUUUUAAUAUUUUACCUCCAAUUAUAUCAGCCAAAUUGAAUACGAAAACUCGAUUUGCAUUUAAAUACGGUAAAAUAGAAAUUCGUGCGAAAUUUCCUGAAGGUGAUUGGCUUUAUCCAGAACUUUGGUUGGAACCACUUUACUCUCUUUACGGUCCUAAUUAUGCUAGCGGUCGUGUUCUUCUUGGUUUUGCUCGUGGGAAUGCAAAUUUGGUCGAUACCAAAGAUUUUGAUAAAAUUUUCGAUGCUAGAAAAUUAGAAUUUGGUUUCAGAUCAGGUUUUUCAACGAUUCACGAAGAAACUAUUCACAAAAUAAUGGAUCGUGGUUCUAGAUGGAAUCAAGAUUUUCAUGUUUAUACGACUAUCUGGAAUGAAAAUGGAUUCGAAUUUUUAGUAGAUGGCGAAGAAAUUGGUCGUUUAACUUCUACGACAAAAGGAAGUUGGUUACAUCAGUUUAAUAUCAGUAGUAUAACAAACAUUUCUCCGUUUGAUCAAGAAUUUUAUAUCAGUAUUGGUGUAGGUGUUGGUGGUAGAAGAGUUUUCCCAGACAAUAUAAUGAGUUCUGGUUUUGUCAAACCUUGGAAAAAUGUUGGCGCAAAGGCAAUACUACAGUUUUGGAAUGCCAGAAAUCAAUGGUUGCAAAGCUGGAGACGAGAUGACAGUCGCAAAACUGCUUUGGAAGUUGAUUAUGUGAAGGUUUGGUCGUUGGAAUAAAAAUUGAACGAUCUCAAAAGAAA
Molecule: messenger RNA, 1685 nt
Organism: Polistes canadensis
Lineage: Eukaryota; Metazoa; Arthropoda; Insecta; Hymenoptera; Vespidae
Product: beta-1,3-glucan-binding protein-like
Exons: 8
Coding region: 211-1662 (483 amino acids)
Biological process (GO): carbohydrate metabolic process
Molecular function (GO): hydrolase activity, hydrolyzing O-glycosyl compounds; carbohydrate binding
Source: RefSeq, a predicted model, not a curated record